UCCGGUUAGUUUUGAUGUGUCAGAUGCCUGGCGUGUUGAAGGUAUGACCCCGCCCCCAGCUUCCUUAGAAGUUAGAAAGAUCUUUUAUGUAGGUUUUAUGGUUGACAUCAGUUUAUUGGUCUUACUCUGAAACAUCUGUGUUUAGUAAGAUAUUAACUAAUUUGUGUUAUCAGGGUCACUUCAAUCAGUAAACUGCAUCAAAAUCCAUCAGUUUUACAGCAUUCUUGAUGUCAGGUAACAAACGGACCUGAACGGUACCUGCCUUUGUUUUUUCCUCAUCAGUCAGUGAGUCCGUUUCCUUAAAGUAAACUGUAGUUUUUGGCAGCUGGACUUGGCUUCAGCUUUCAUUCGUGAACAUAGCUACUUUAAAUCACAAUGCACCGCCACAGAAAGCAGCACCACGGAGACCAGACUCCAGAGCUGAAGAGGUCUGGGCAGGAAGCAGACGGCCAGUCUUCACUGUUUCACUGCGGCUGAAACACAACGCCUUGGAGGAGAGAGGACUCAGGCUCCAGACACCUUUGGCAUUUGUUGGGUGGAAACACGAGGGCUGAAGAAAAAAAACAGAAACAGAAAAAAAAUUGAAAAACCAUUGAGGGUGGCUGAAAAGGGGUGGAGAGGGCAGGAAAUGCCGGUCGCAGCCUUAACUUUUAUAAAUCAUACUUGCAAAGAUUUAUUUUUUUGGUAGAAAUAUUGCAUUUUUGUUAAAGAAUUACAACAACUGUAUGAAGUGUCGGACAUAUCUUUGCUCUUUUUACAUAGAUACUAGCUACUUUAGCUUUUAUGCUGCAGGUGAGAGGUGGAGCAUUUAAUUUGUCAUUUUAAUGCGUAAUACAGGAUGCUAUGUGUUUGUUGUUUAUUAAUUUUAAUACAAUACAAGUGUGUUUUUUUUCUUUGAUUCUCUUGUAAAUGCAUUUUAACUUACUAUUGUGAAUCAUUUUCAUUAGUUAAAAGUUAGUAAACUCUAAUGUGUUGACACAAAUUACCAUGAAAUAAGUUGUUUUUUAAUUUUAACAUUUUGUAAUUCUUUAAAGCGGUGUCCUCUCUGCAUGUCUAAAAGCAUUUCUUUAUUUUACAUAAGCAGCGUUUCAGCAAUUUGGGGGGGUUGGUCGCCUCGUCCUUUCAUUACCCAGCUUGUAAAAAACAGAUACGAGUGUGGGAAGUCACAAAAAAGGUGUUCUUCAUUUCCGCUCUGCUCCGCCAAAUGAAAUGCCAAAGACCAAAGAAGCAUUUCAUCAAAAUAUUAACACAGGUGAUGAAAAUGUCCCUCCUGAAGGCUUCAUCUGGACCAGCUCUGCCAACACUCCAGACCUGCUCUGCGUUAGUCUGCUGCAUGAUUCAAAGCAGCAGCUGUAAAAGAAGAAAGGGUUCCCCCUAAUGUGCCCCAUGUGGCCGCAGAGCCCAAACCAGCGCGAAGGUGUCACAAACGGCCUCCUGGCUGACCUGCGGGACAGUAACGGGGCUGAAAGCACCAACCGCUUCACCUCAAGGCGGCUCCAGCAGAGGUCACAUGUGAGCUUGUGUGUCUGUAACACAACAGAAAAACUCAGUCAGGAAUCCACAGAGAACAGAAACGUUUGGGGCUGGAUGCAAACUUUCUGACUUAUGAAUGAGAGAGGUGGCCCCGCCCACUGCUCUGCUUUUUGUUCAAUCCCAGUGAAGCUGCGGCGGCGGCCCCAGAUGGAAACGCACACUGCCCCCUCCCUCCCACAUUUUCACUCUUUCUCUCACUAUCACACACUCCCUCACCUCACACACACUCAGACGCCAAACCUCAGUCACCUCCAUCUGAGCCACGGGUCAGCAGCUCACACCUGAAGCUGAAGCAGCAGGAGCAGGCAAGGUGCACACACACACACACACAUGCACAUACUCCCAACACACUCAUACACACAUACUUAUGUACACACGGACACUUAUGCAAACAGAUAGACACAAACAAGAGCGCACACGCACAAAAACUGAUAUAUACGCAAAAAAUACAUGCAUGGAACACGCAUGUGCAUGAACACACUCACAUGUGCAUGCAACAAACAUGUACAGAUGCACAUGCAUGCCUACAUGUUCCUAGAUUCACACACACACAUACACACAUAUUCAUGCAUACACGAACGUGUGCACAAAUACACUCACACUUACACACAUGCUCAUGCACACACAAAUGUGUGCAUAAACAUACAUUUACACACACAGACAUGCAUACAUUCACAAAAAGACUAGAACAAACCCUGAAACAGCCUCCUGAGCAUCCUAAUGUUUCAGGAAUCAGCUCUGAAGCAGUGAAGACCUCCAGCCCCAGAGGAGAGCAGGAGGAGCAAACAGAGGAGGAGCAGCUCUCUGCCCUGAAACCUGAAGAUGACAACUGGAGGGACUUUGGCAGAGUGACGUCACAGAAGGGAAGGCCUGCUGUCAGCCUGAAGGGGAGACAUCCAGAAAACCUGCAGUGAGUGCGGACCUCCACCUUUUUCUCUGGUCACCCACCUUCUGCAGGGAAGCCUCCUGGUCAUCAGCAUGCCAUCAGCUCGCAGAAGGUGCAUUUUGGGAGACUGACAAACCAUGUGCAGAUGGACGGCGUCCGUAACUCAUCUCUUUCCUGACCCCGCCUUUCACGCCUCAGCCACUGCUGCCUCCCGGGGGUCUCUUGCCCCCCUGCCCCGUGCAGCCUCUCUUACCCUGGUAUGCUUCACGAUGCUCCUGGUCACCACGGGCCAGGCCACAGGGGCAUGCCCCCCUCGUUUGGAGCAUGAGCCCCUUCAGCUGCUGGCAGGUCACAUAAACUGCUCCUGGACAUUAGAAAGACACGCCCGCAGCUACAACCACUUGGAGGGCGACGUCAGACUGCGGCGCCUUUACUCUGCCAACAGGUUUUUCCUUUGCAUCGACAAGACAGGAAAAGUGGACGGCACUCGUCGCAAAAACUACGCUGACAGCCUGAUGGAGAUCCGAUCUGUCAGUGUGGGAGUCGUUGCCAUCAAAUCUGUCAGCACUGGGCUGUACUUAGCCAUGUCCAAGAAAGGCACGCUCUUCGGAUCGGUGAAGUACAGCCCCAGCUGCAAGUUCAAGGAGCGCAUCGAGGAAAACGGCUACAACACCUACGCUUCCCUUCGCUGGAAGCACAGCGGGAGGCAGAUGUUUGUCUCCCUGAACGGGCGUGGAAAACCCCGGCGAGGUCACAAAGCCCGCCGGAGACACCCGUCCACUCACUUCCUGCCCAUGCUGGCAUCAUAGAGCAGCAAGCGCCGACCGGAUCCCACAGAGACGUUUUCUACUUUUCAUUUCCUUCACUCUCCUGCCCCAAUAAUGUGUAUUUGUCUGGAACAUGUGUAGUGUUAGUGUUAUAUUUACAUGUAAGUUAUUUUCUGCAGUUCGUUACAUUCUCGUUAUCGUCACCCUGUGAGCGAAAAGGGUCAUAAAAAGAGGUUUAAAUUGACUGUAAAGAAAGAGAAUGGCUCAGAAACAACAAAAUGCACUUGGUGGUUUAUUUCUUAAAAAAUCAUUAAGUAUUUAAGCAAAUAAAAUAAACUCUGUUAAACUGCAGUGAAUUUCUGAGGUCAGAUCUUGUUGUGUCUUUUUGCAUCACAUCCUACACCUGUAGAUUACCAACCUGAAAAAAAACAAAUCUU
This is a messenger RNA of Oryzias latipes (Japanese medaka), 3623 nucleotides long. RefSeq names its product fibroblast growth factor 22 (gene fgf22). Gene Ontology annotation, molecular function: growth factor activity. Lineage: Eukaryota; Metazoa; Chordata; Actinopteri; Beloniformes; Adrianichthyidae. The record is from RefSeq and is a predicted model, not a curated record.